Diversispora eburnea is the source of this 1023-nucleotide messenger RNA. Lineage: Eukaryota; Fungi; Glomeromycota; Glomeromycetes; Diversisporales; Diversisporaceae. The record is from the annotation of a GenBank genome assembly.
AUGAAUCCCGAAAAGUUUCCGCUUCUCUCUCCCAUAGAUUUGGAAGGUCUUUCUUAUUGUGGCUUUAUUACAGUAAAGGGACAAGAAUUAUUUUUUCGAAUUCAACAUGAAAAUUCUAAUUUGACUUUAAGAAAUGUCAAACUUUACGGAUGUCCCAAUUUGAAAAGGCUCCUACAUGGUCAUGAAAAUGCUCUUCAACAGGAACUUAUAAUGAUUAGUGAAAAACCUGAACCAAUGCCAACAGGAAAAUAUUAUUUAAGUUUAUUAUCAGAACUUAACUCAAUUGGAUGGGAAAAAUUGGAAAUACUUGAUCCUUCUCUGAGAAAUUUAACUUUAAAGCUGAGUGAUUCAUCAAGUCGAAAACAUAUUAUUUACAUUUCAAUUCCAACUUCGUAUCCUCAUGCCUUACUGAAUGCACGCGCAGAUAUUCCAUCUAUUUCUAUGACAAAGUUUCAGGCAGCUAAUCUCAAAGAUGUGAUAAAUUAUUAUUCAAAGGAAUUUGGAAAUUUCCAAGAAGUUUGGGAAAUGCUUGAUGAUAUUGAUUUAAACACUUGGGUAUUGGAACCUGAUAAACCAAAACGAAGUGACUUAAUGCGUAGAAUAGCUUUGGGAAAUCAUUGUUCAUUAAAAAUUGAAAUUGAUGUAAAUUAUCCUAGAAAAGAAUGUCAAUAUGAAUUGUUUGGUACGGAAAGUUUAAUUGCACCUUUACAUAUAAAGAUUGCAAAAAAUUGGAAUAAUUGGGAUACGAAUCUUACCGUCAGACGAAAUUUUGAGAAUAUAUUGGAAAUUACUUUUCCUUCUUUUCAAACGUCAUUAUCUUCUGACAUCAAUUUUGACUGUGGAAUUUGUUAUUCAUAUCACUUUGAAGGUACUAUACCCGAUCAAUCAUGUAACAAUAAUAAAUGUGGACAGUCAUUUCAUCGAUGGCUUCAAGCUAUCCCGUCAACUAAAAAAAAUUUCAAUACACUCAUUGGAAAUUGUCCAUAUUGUAAUGAUGUAAUAUCCACAAUUAGAGAACAAUGA